AUGCGGAGAGAGGAGGCCUGGGAAGCCCCGCCUGGCGGGAAGCAGCGGCCGCGCGUCGCUGGGCAGGUGUCCCGGCAACCCGGGAACGCGCCUCCGCGGGAGGCGCAGGCGGCGGCUGCGGCUUCCCUCUUGCCCUCAGCUCUUCGGUUCCUUGCCUGGCAUUCGGCCGUUCAGCUGCUGUUUGCGAUCUGCAGUACAGAGCUGGAGAAGGUCAAGAGAAAGACUGGCAUGACCACGGUGGAGAGGAGAUACAGUACUAAACAGAAUGAUUUUCUGGAAUCUAAGGGAUGCUCUGCCAACCCAACAUCCUCUGGCAGAAACGUCAGCCCCUCAUCUUCUGUUGAAACAGGUCCAAGUGUCAGUGGGCCUCUCGGCCCCAGGGGAGCAUCUGUUUACCUAGUCCCUGCUGCAGAUUUGGAUCUGCUCUCCUCCUCCUCCUCACAUACUGAUCACUCCUCUGAAACCUCAUUGCCUGAAGUCCCAAAGGAUAAAUAUCCCCAGGAAUUCAGCCUGCUUAAGCUGCAGACAAAAGAUGGACAGCGUCCUGAGUGGACAUUUUACCCGAGGUUUAGCAGCAACCUCCACACCUACCAUGUUGGAAAGCAGUGCUUCUUUAAUGGAGUCUUCCUUGGCAACCGGAGAUCUCUAUCAGAGAGGACAGUGGAAAAGUGCUUUGGAAGGAAGAAAUACGAUAUUGAUCCCAGGAAUGGAAUCCCAAAGUUAACUCCAGGAGAUAAUCCAUACAUGUACCCAGAACGGAGUAAAGGCUUCCACAAAGCAGGAUCAACUCUCCCACCGGUGAAUUUUUCAGUAGUGCCUUAUGAAAAGAAGUUUGAUACAUUUAUUCCACUUGAGCCUCUUCCACAAGUUCCCAACUUGCCUUUCUGGGUGAAGGAGAAGGCCAACAAGCUGAAGAAUGAGAUACAGGAAGUCGAGGAACUUGACAAUUGGCAGCCAGCGGUCCCCUUGCUACAGAGUUUGCUACCUGCUGGUUCUUUGGACUUUCAGAAACAAUCCUGAGCAGAAACAAGUCCAGAAAGUAUGCACUGACUGUCCUCUGAGAGCCUCUUCCCAGUGAUUGCUUCUGUCAGUGUAACUGUUCAAAAUCCAGUGUUGGACUGGGAUGCAGAAUCACCUGUGUUUUGCCCUUUUAUAACUUUAUAUUUUGAAAACUUUCAAACUUACAGAAAAUUUGUGAGAGUUGUACAACUAACAAAUACCUACAUGUUCUUCACCUAGAGUCUACAUUUGUUAACGUUUGUCCAAAAUUGUACACAUUCUCUCUUUUUCUCAUAUUAUUACUAUUAUUAUUUUGCUCAGUUAUCAGAAUAAGUGGCAGGCAUCCUAAUACACCUAUACAUUUCAGUAUGUAUCUCCUAAGGCUAAGGGUAAUCUCUAACAGUCACAAUACAAAUAUCAAAUUCAGGGAAUUUAAUGUAGAUAUGAUACUACUCAAAUAUGAUCCACAUUCAGUUUUUUUCAGUUAAAUUUAGCUUUCUAAGGAUGCCCUUGAAUCAGUGAUAAAAUGCAGACAUUAUGUGAGCUUUCAUUAAUUUUGAUAAAACUAUUCUCAUUUUAUUCAUCCUUUUUGAGAUUUUUAUCUACAGUUCACUAGGUACUAGUCAGAAAAAUGUGCAGGCUGGAUCUCCACCAGGUAAUUAAUCCUACUGCUUCAUCCCCCACUUCAGCAUUGUUUGUCUACACAGUCACACAGGAGAAGAGCUCAGUGAGCCCCAGUCAUGAGUCUUGGGGCCUCUCAUCAAUCAGGCAAGAAGCAGACAUUUAGAGGAAAAACUGGGAAUGAAAGCCAACCCUAAACAGUCAGGCUGUGACUCUCAGCAUUUUCAUAGUCCAUUUCCUUGUCCACUAAGGAGACCCCCCACCCUUCCCGGUUGGCUAAUGAGAGCUGCAGAUCUGUUCUCCCCCAAACCUUCAAGUGGAAAGAGAGAAUUGGGGACUAUGCUGAGACUCAUAGUACCCAAGGUGUGAGACAUGAUUUCUUUUCCCCGUCAAAGCGUUCUCUCCAGAUGCAGCCACAGUGAAUGAGGCAGGCUUAGAACACAGUACAUGUGUGCUUUCUUCAUACGUUGCCUUAGACCAAUGAGCAGAGAACAUGCCAGCUGCCAUCAGCAACUGUGCCCAACCACUCCUUGGGGUGGCAUCAGCCUACCCCUGUGCUCGUGCUCUUGCCCCUGGGACGCAAGGCCCACCCCUACCCCCAACAAAACCCGGAAGAGAGAAGAAAACCAAAUAAUUGAAAAAAGGAAAAAAAGUUGCCAGCA
Molecule: messenger RNA, 2282 nt
Organism: Vicugna pacos (alpaca)
Lineage: Eukaryota; Metazoa; Chordata; Mammalia; Artiodactyla; Camelidae
Source: RefSeq, a predicted model, not a curated record